Alosa sapidissima (American shad) is the source of this 4334-nucleotide messenger RNA. It is a transcript of the gene mtmr14, whose product is annotated as myotubularin related protein 14. The coding region runs from base 783 to 2717 and encodes 644 amino acids. Lineage: Eukaryota; Metazoa; Chordata; Actinopteri; Clupeiformes; Clupeidae. The record is from RefSeq and is a predicted model, not a curated record. Gene Ontology annotation, molecular function: phosphatidylinositol-3-phosphate phosphatase activity. The transcript has 19 exons. Gene Ontology annotation, biological process: dephosphorylation.
GGCGGUGUUGAUCAUGUGACCGCUACAUCUUCCUGUUUACCACUUGCACCGUGUUAGACCACUUCGAUUGCAACACACUAUUUACUGCUGAACUUUACUGGCAGCGGAGAAUAACAAAGAGUGUUUUCGAUUUUCUGUGAGAAGGAUAAUACCACCUAAACAGAUUUUUAAAGAUUUUUUUCUGCAGAUGCGUGAACAUCUUUGGAAUUAACACUUGACAUUGAAAAACGUGACGAGGCCCGGGAAUCCUCGGGGUUUCCUGUGUCGCUUGCCCAAGAAUGGUCGGAUUGAGCAAACUUCUUUCCCCUUUUGUCUCAUGGUGUUCCUGAUUUUUAGCUUAUUGUACUGUGGAUGUGCGUGGCUUGUUCGAGAACACACAACUUAAUGGCAUAACAGGUGGUAGCCUAUGCUACAAAGUAGCAAGCCGUACUUUUCACUAACGUUAGCCCAAAGAGCUAACGUGAUAAGGAACCAUAAUUUAGCUAGCCAAUUCGCUAGCUAUUCUCGAAGAGCUUACAAAGCAGUCUGUUUUUCCACUUGCCUUUUAGAAAAGACUUGGUAUUAGCUAGCCUUUCGGCUAGUUAAUACACUCCGGGUGUUAGGGGGGACGUAUCGCCGUUGCCCUGAAUUCGAGACGUGUCCCUGGCUCCGGCCGCCUCAAGCGGGCAGUCAGGAAGAAACUGGCCGGGAGGGGAUGGCCUGGUGGGUCUUCCCGGCCUCAAGGAGCAGCGGUGUUUGACGGAGGGAGCGUGCGGAUAGAAGCAACGACGGGUCGCGGCACAAUGAUGGCCGCCUCUCCAUCGGUCGCUGGUUGCCUGAGCGCAUCAGGGAUCAGCGGCCGUAAGAGCGAGGAGAUCGCAGAUCUGAUAGAUUUGUUCUCGAAGACGCAGUACAGAGCCAAGGAAAUCACUCCCAGGGUGGAACGGAUAGAGAAGCGCUGUCUGGAGCUGUUUGGCAGAGACUACAAGUACAGCAUCAUCCACAACACCAACGGUGAUGUUUGCGGCCACUAUCCCCGACAGAUAGUUUUUCUGGAGUAUGAGUGCACCGACCCUAAUAAAGACAGGUUUGAAACCUCUGUUCAGAUUACCAAGCUACAGGAUUUGGUGAACCGCAGCAAGAUGGCUCGAUGCAGAGGGAGGUUUGUGUGCCCAGUCAUCCUGUACAAUGGCAAGCAUGUGUGUCGCUCGUCCACUUUGGCUGGCUGGGGGGAGUUGUAUGGACGCACCGGCUACAACUACAUCUUCUCGGGUGGCACUGAUGACACGUGGGCGGAGUCUGAGGAGGUGCCAGAGGACGAGAGUGCAAGGAAUGGGGACUCCCAGCUCUUUGACAAGGUGCGCGGCUCGGACAUCAAGCUGCUGCGCUACCUCUCGGUGCGCUACAUCUGCGACCUGAUGGUGGAGAAUAAGAAGGUCAAGUUUGGCCUGAACGUCACCUCCUCUGAGAAGGUGGAUAAAGCCCAGCGCUAUGCAGACUUUACCCUGCUUUCCGUGCCUUAUCCAGGAUGUGAGUUCUUUAAGGAGUACAAAGAUCGGGAUUACACAGCGGAGGGGCUGGUGUUCAACUGGAACCAGGACUUUGUGGAUGCUCCUUUGACAAUCCCUGCUUGCUUUACCAAGAAUCUGAAUAUUGAUUGGAGGGCAUAUCAGUCAUGGGAUCUGGUUGAACAGACUCAGAACUACCUGAAGCUGCUUAUUCAUAUCAUAAACAGUGAUGAUGAGAGUGGUCUGCUGGUGCACUGCAUAUCCGGAUGGGACCGGACGCCUCUCUUCGUGUCCCUCCUGCGCCUCUCCCUCUGGGCGGACGGUGCUGUACACGCCACUUUGGAGCCCAGCGAGAUCCUGUAUCUGACCAUCGCCUAUGACUGGUUCCUCUUUGGUCACAUGCUGCCUGAUCGUCUCUCUAAAGGGGAGGAGAUUUUCUUUUUUUGCUUCAAUUUUUUGAAGCACAUUGUCUCUGAGAAGUUCUCGGCCGUAAGAAAACAGAGAAGGAAAAACUCUCACUUCAAAGACACUGAUUUCACAGUGGACGACCUCUGCCAACUCAAGUCCAGAGACCGGGGCAGCGCCACCAGCCUCAGCAGUGAUUUCUCUCUCAUCACUGAGGACUCGGCAGCCGCCACUGCCGCCGCCGCCGCCUCAGGCUCCAGUCUGACCAACGAGGCCGUGGACGUCUUCUACACCGCUCCACCCAGCAGCGGAAGGAAAGCCAUGAUGUCGUCACCUCAGACGGUGCUCUGGAACCGCCCACACCCGCUAGAGGAGCGGCUACCUCAUCCACUCACGGAGGGCAAGUCCUCCAGCUCCUCCUCCUCCAACCAAUCAGAGCAGGGCUUCACUCGCACUGGGAGCAGCCCAUUGGCUGUGCCGGGAAGAAGGUCUAUGGCGGAGUACGCGCGCUCCGGCUCGUCCCUCUCCACCGACUACGGCAGCUGGCAGAUCGUGUCGGGCUGUGGUAGCAUCCACGACCACGGCCCUCUCCAUGCCGAGUCGCCACUGCCCUUCAGCUUCCAGGACGAGGGACCCAGCGGCCGCAUUGAGUAUGUGCCGGAGCGGCAGGCUCGUCUGGAGGCGGUGCGGGAGGUGUUCCUGGCGGCGUACAGCUGCACGGUGGGGCUCAAGUCCGCAGCGCCCAGCCCGUCGGGCGCCAUCUCAGGGCUCCUGGAGCAGUUUGCCCGCGGGGUGGGUCUCCGCGGUACCAACAGCAUCGUCUAAGCGCGGACCCCAGCCCACUGUUAAACCUGUCCUGUCUGGGCCUCUACCAUAGCACCUCAACCCCACCCCACACAUUCUCCAAAACCUGUACCUUUGCCCCCCCCCCAGCUCUCUAACAUUGUUUGUGUACUUGCAUACAAAUCUCCUUUGCCCUAGCAACUUAAGAACCUCAAGAACCGACCCCCCCACCCCCGGUCUGUGUACAUGUAUACAGACCUCCUCACCUUUCUGGCCUACUGUAGCAGUCCUGUCCUCCUCCCCACUCCUCUCCUCCUCCCCACCGGAUGGACAUGGGGUGUCUGUGUGUAAGAGAGUGAAGUGACUCAAAGACUGUUCUGAAGGAGAACAUACUCAAAUGCUGGUUUGUUAUAAUCUAUUGGAAGACAAAAAAGAGAGAAAAAAAAGUGCCAAACUUUAAACACGGGCUGUAUUUCCUUAUUAUUCUUUUAUUUUAUGUUAUGAUUUUAUUUUUUAUUUUUAUUUUAAGAUGCGCUACCUUUUAUUAUUAUUUUUUGAGGUUGCUCCAGGUCCUUUUUUCUGUUUUUCUUUGUCUCCAUGUUACACAUUUCUAUUUGAAGCACAGAGCUGGCAUGUGGAUGUUUGGGGGGGUGGUAAAGUUGGUUGGGUCAUUUGGGCUUUUUAAACAACAGCGAUCACAUCCAGCCAGAGUAUCAAAAAGGGAAGCUCUUUUCUGUCUUAGCACUAUACUUCCACUUAUAUUAAAAGAACAAGAAAUGAACAAAAAAAUCUACAUAGCAUUAACAUGAAGAAUAGCAUGAUGCUCUUACCUGAUAACCUUGACACAAUGCCUUUGUCUUGUCUCAGAACUGCCCUGACAGUUUGACUGCGUCCCAUCUCUAAGCUGCACAUAUAAGGCUGACAUCAUAGAUUUCGGUUUGAAUAUCAACAUUUACCGUCCCACUUUAUGAACUGUUUACCCCACAGUUUGCUUUUUUUUUGUUUGGCAUUCUGUGAUCUUUGUGACCCAAGGGUUUCAGGCUGCUGUCUUUUCUAGUACUAAUGAUUUAGUGUAGAGAACACUGUUCAAAAAGGCAGCAUUUAAAAAUGUUUUCUUCCCUUCUAAGGAAACGGUUUAAGAAUUUUACAUCUAUUUAAGGGAUGGGUAAAUCUCAAAAGCUGCUAUUAGGACAUUAGAUCAUGCCCUUGAAUAGGGUAUCAUUGUAGCUGAUCUAUCUCUGCAGAUCUUACUUGACUGUCGCCUUUCAUGUCAGUGCAAUGAUGAAAGAUGUUUAUGAUGUGGAUGUCCGAGUAAGAGGUUAGUCAAGAAAUUUAAAUGUGGGCCUAUAUAGAUGUAGAUGUGUUUUGUUUUGUUUUGUUUCAAAAUGGUCACGGUCUUAUAACAUUUUUAACAUGAUUUGAAGAUCAGCAUGUUUUAAGGAAUGGAGAGAUGGGUACAGAAAGACAUGGCGCCCAUGAUAUGCACUACCGUUCAAAAGUUUAGAGUCACUUAGAAAUGUCCUUGUUUUCAUCAUUAAUGUUAUAAAUUAGAAAUUGCUGAUUUUUAAUGCAAUAUCUACAUAAGUAUACAGAUGCCCAUUAUCAGUAACCAUUCGUCCAAUGUUCCAAAGGCACAUUCUGUUUACUAAUCUGCAAUCA